UGAGGCCCCCUACAUACGUGUUCCUUGAUGAAACUUCCCAGAUCGUUGGACUGUGAAGCUGGACCAAUUUCAUGGCUACAACGUUCUCCGGACGUCACACCACUCGACUUCUUUUUCUAGGGAUACCUGAAGAAUAGAGUGUGUGCCAGUGGCGUAGCAAGCAUAACUGGCACCCGGGGCAAGAUACCUUUUUGGCGCCUCCCUCUCCCCCCCCCAAGAAAAAACCACUUACGGAAUAAAAACCUGAUACUUUGAAUCGUGAGUGUGAUCUCUGUUUGAUGAUAAGACGUCACCCUCACAACUAUGGGGGCUCCAAGCCGGCGAACUUCAAAAAAGGAAACUCCAAUCUUGUUGCGACUUGGACGACGACAUACUUUGGAUGUUGGUAAGCAAGCGGAGGAUAAGAACAGUCGGAAGUCAGCAUCUCGAACUGCAAGCGUCGACAGUCUUGACCAACAUAAUUUUUCUCAAAGAGCCCUGAACCCAACCGAAAAUGUGGCCUUUGAUGUCAAAGUCAACCAGAAGCCUCGAAAGCAUUUCUCUUCUGCAUCAACCAUCGUCAUUACGGAAAGCGAACUUUCCGCAUCUUGGUUAUAUAAAAACCGGAGAGAUGCAGCAGAGAAGAACAACGAAGCGUUCGAUGACAAACCUUUGGAUAACGAAAGACCAACAUUCAGUUCACCUGAACUAAACCCGGAAAUGCAAAACUUAGAACAAGGAAUAUUACAAGAUCCGAAGAUGAAACCUGUGGUCGUGCCCUUAAGUCGCCGAGAGAAAUUUUCUUCAUGUUGUUGUUAUUUCUUAAUUGCAGUGAUAAUAUGUCUUUGUUCUUUAGGAUUAAUAUCGGCAAUAGGUGGAAUCAUUUACAUGGAACUAUUUACCACUUACAAUGAAACACACCUUCUUACUCAGACACAGUCACCUAAUUUGUCACCAUUUGCUUCUGAUGACUAUUUGAAAACAAGUCAAGAAACUCCUUCAUCAACAAACCAAGUAAAUGAUUUAACUGAAGGCGAGUUAUCUGUAACUGAGCCAGAAGAGGACAAUGUUUGGAAUAUUUACAGAAUUUUCAUGCCACGAGCAAGAAAUGGUAAAGCUUUAAAUAAAGAAGAUUCUUUCAGCAGAAAUCAUCAGAAUAGUGACAGCACAGAAAAAAAUGGAAAUGAUCCCUUAACUUCAUUAAGGGGUUUCUUUACAAGACUCAUUGGUGAAUCACUACGUAAUAGUUUAAAUGAAACUGAAGAAGCGGGUGUUACUCGAAACGAUAGACAGAGCAAAAAUGAAUCCGAAGGUCGAAGUUCAAAUAAUUCAAAAUCAGAUCUAUUAAAUGAAGCAGAAGGCUCACUCUAUCCAUUUGGAGAGAAAGGAGCUUUCAAAUCAGACGAUCAUGUAGGAAUUAAAGAAAACUUAAUUUCUGGAUUAGGUUCCUUACCCGAAGCUACAAAAGCUUCAAAUGAUUUUGCUUUUGAUAGGAGAAGCGGAUUUAUUAAAAUCCUAAAUAAAAGUGAAUUAAGAGCUGUUGAAGAAAUGUCUCAUUCCUCAAAGAAUUAUUUAGAAGAUUUACAGAUGGCUGAGAGGCCAAAUGUACAACAAAAAGACGAAGUCUAUUCUGUUGAUAUCAAUUCUCCGGAAAAGGGGAUGGCUUCAAAACAUUUUAAUGAAAGUAUUACUGCUGAUUUGUAUUAUGAUAUGAACCAAAAAUAUAUUGUAUUACCAACUGAAAAUGUGAUUCCCGUUGUAACACCAGCUGGCAUUCUCAUUCCAGAAGCUGACAAAUAUAAGGAGCACAUGAAAGAUUUUGAACUUCAUAACCCGGAUGUGAAAUACAGCUUUCAGAAAGAUAAGCUCACAGGCCCUGUACUUGAAAUUAAUAUUCCUUUACCUUCUGAGUUUCUCAAGCGUUUGAAAUUAGAGAUUGAAAGUACUACACCUUCUAUUCCUCUAAGCCCCUUAAGACCUACUGACAUAAAAUCUUCCUUAGCUGAAGUACUAAAACAUUUACAGAUACUUGAUAAGAAUAACAAACUUCCAUCAUCACGAAAGAAAAAUUUUAAUUCUUCAGGAACGAAGCCGUUUUCAUUCAGUAAAAGCCACGAAACUCGAAGACAAGAUGUAGCGAUUGAGCGUAGUCUUUAUUUACAAAAGUUAAGAACAAUUAUGUUCGAUAAAUGAGACUCGAUGGAAAAGGUUUUAAUUUUAUAUUUUAAUUGCUGUACGUAACUAUUUUUUACAAUUAGAAAAAUUAUAUUUUAAUAAAUUUUAUUUUAAUUACAUAAAUAUUUUAAAGAAAAAUUUUUAAUGUAUU
Stegodyphus dumicola is the source of this 2305-nucleotide messenger RNA. RefSeq lists its product as uncharacterized. NCBI's taxonomy places the organism in Eukaryota, Metazoa, Arthropoda, Arachnida, Araneae, Eresidae. The record is from RefSeq and is a predicted model, not a curated record.